UUUUUCAAAAUCCAUAUCAAUUUAAUCAAAGUUUUUUUCCACCUAUCCAAAAUACAAGAAUUCUGACUAUAAAUUCUAUUCUUUUACCUUCAGCUCAACAUAAAGAUAGUGAACAAUUUUAUCAAUAUAAUAAUAUAUAUAAUAAAAAUAAUAAUCAUAAUAAUGUUGUUGAGUUACAUCAAAAUAAAAUUAACAGUUUAUUGGAAAAUAAA
Messenger RNA from Funneliformis geosporum, 212 nucleotides. Lineage: Eukaryota; Fungi; Glomeromycota; Glomeromycetes; Glomerales; Glomeraceae. The record is from the annotation of a GenBank genome assembly.